Messenger RNA from Lactuca virosa, 414 nucleotides. The record is from the annotation of a GenBank genome assembly. Lineage: Eukaryota; Viridiplantae; Streptophyta; Magnoliopsida; Asterales; Asteraceae.
AUUCGUCAUUUCUAAAUAUGACCUCGAUCAUAAAAGGGGGAGGACUUUUCUUGGUUCUUAUCAUCCUCAUCUUCAUUAGCUCAUCUUCUCACACCAUAGCAACCGCCCGAAGCCCAUACAACCGUGCUCGUCAACUAGCUACAGAUUGCAAUUCGCCGAAGCAAGGAGAUAUAGUCGGGUGUGGUGGUGGAAGUGGUGGAUCAGCAAAACCAAAACGAAAACCAUGUGGUUCAGCACCAGGUUCGAGCCGUUGUAAGAAGGGUUGCUGUGGAAAGACAAAAUUUGGAGAUACCAUCUGCUGCUAGUAGUAUUGGAGGGUGUGCCUCAUUAAUUAAAUGUUCUAUCGGAAUCCCUUGUUUAGAUUGUCAAAUAAAUUAAAUUGAUAUAAUUUCCAAUUCUUUUUUACUAUUUGUG